Messenger RNA from Chilo suppressalis (striped riceborer), 756 nucleotides. The record is from the annotation of a GenBank genome assembly. NCBI's taxonomy places the organism in Eukaryota, Metazoa, Arthropoda, Insecta, Lepidoptera, Crambidae.
AUGAACUUUUUAGUCAGAAAUCGGAGUAGUAUACUACUUCGCACUUUUUCUACUUCAGUUGUAAGACAGUGUGCUGUUCCACCCAAAAAGUCUAGUAAGCAGUUCGCGCCCAUCACCUGGAAAUCAGUGGCACUAACUGCAGUGGUAGGUGGUGGACUUACAGGCUUUAUGUUAUAUGUACGGAAAGAAAAGCAGGAUGCACUAGAAAGAGAAAGAAAAAGACAACUAGGAAAAGCAAAGAUAGGUGGCGGAUUUGAAUUAGUUGAUCCCCAGGGCAACCUAGUUAAGAGUACAGACUUUUUGGGGAAGUGGCUUCUCAUUUACUUCGGCUUCACACAUUGUCCAGAUAUUUGCCCAGAUGAACUAGAAAAACUAGCAGAAGUUGUUAACUUACAUGAAAGUUCUCCCUCAGCACCACCUCUGCAACCAUUAUUUAUUUCUGUAGAUCCUCAAAGAGAUACUCCGGAAAUUGUUGGAAAGUACUGUAAAGAAUUUUCUCCACGGUUACUGGGUCUAACAGGAACUAAGGAACAGGUUCAGAAUGCUUGCAGAUCAUAUAGAGUAUAUUUUAGUGCAGGGCCACAAGAUGUUGACAAUGACUAUAUUGUGGACCAUACAAUAAUUAUUUAUUUAGUGAAUCCUGAUGGUGAAUUUGUUGAUUAUUAUGGUCAAAAUAGGAAUGCAAAAGAGAUUCACAAUUCAAUGCUGGUUAACAUUCAGAAGUAUGCUGCUACACAAAAAAGCUCAUGGUUUUAG